AUGGCGAGACCAGAAUACGGGACUGCCAAGCACGCGUCCAGCCAGAUGCGCAGGCGAGGGCUACAGAAAACCAAGUUCUACUGCCAAGUAUGUGAAAAGCAGUGCUUGGACGAGAACGGAUUUAAAUUGCAUAUACAGUCACCAUCUCAUAUCAAGAAGCUAAACUCGAAACUAGAAAAUUCGCACAACGACUCGAGGGCGCUUAUUGGAGAGUACUCGGGACGAUUUCUGGGCGAUUUUUUGCGUCUGCUCAGAAUAAACCACGGGGAAAAGCUCAUCGGAAGCAACAGAUUCUAUCAGGAGUACAUUAUGGACAAAAACCAUGUGCAUCUCAACUCCACGAGGUGGAAAAGUCUGACAUCCUUAGUGCUAUUUCUGAAACACCAAGGAUUGUGCAGGGUGGAAGAGAACGAGGAGUACGAGGAAUACGAUGCAGAACGCUACUCGAUAGCUUAUAUUGAUAAAAGUCCCAAAAAAGAGACCAAAGAGCUCAAAGUGCGCAGCGACGAGGAAGCUUCGUUGCGUGGACUGCAAGAGCAGAUAGAACGCGGAAAACAACUACAGGAAAGCUCGAAGCCAGAAACCCUAGAGACAACAACGCCGGGUCUGGAUAAUCAUGAUAAAAUAAAAAUAUCUAUGAACAAGCCUAUCAAUAAGUGCGGCAUGAAAAUCGUGCCGGGAGUCGGACACGCUGUGGCGCCACAGGUGCGUAAAAGCUCCAAACUCAAAAGUCGCAUCGCUGCGAAAAACGUGUUAGAAUGA
Ogataea parapolymorpha DL-1 is the source of this 762-nucleotide messenger RNA. RefSeq names its product KIN17-like protein. Gene Ontology annotation, molecular function: double-stranded DNA binding. Gene Ontology annotation, cellular component: nucleus. The coding region runs from base 1 to 762 and encodes 253 amino acids. The transcript has a single exon. Gene Ontology annotation, biological process: DNA replication; DNA damage response. Lineage: Eukaryota; Fungi; Ascomycota; Pichiomycetes; Pichiales; Pichiaceae. The record is from RefSeq and is a predicted model, not a curated record.